Messenger RNA from Armigeres subalbatus, 3478 nucleotides. RefSeq names its product dihydropyrimidine dehydrogenase [NADP(+)] (gene su(r)). Lineage: Eukaryota; Metazoa; Arthropoda; Insecta; Diptera; Culicidae. The transcript has 6 exons. Gene Ontology annotation, cellular component: cytosol; cytoplasm. Gene Ontology annotation, molecular function: NADP binding; iron-sulfur cluster binding; uracil binding. Gene Ontology annotation, biological process: thymine catabolic process; uracil catabolic process. The record is from RefSeq and is a predicted model, not a curated record. The coding region runs from base 239 to 3352 and encodes 1037 amino acids.
ACCCCCUAAUAGCUCUUCCACUUGAUACGGGCUUGUAAAAUAAGUCGGCUAAGCUAUUACUGAGAACUGCCAUCAGACCGUCAGUCUAAUAGUGACCAUCGAACUGUUUGGAAGAUUUCCUGAUUAAUUGACUUCUUAGCACACUCGAAGAGAGAGUGUACCGUCGUAUGGAAACAGUCAAUUGAUUUUUUGCGUAUACACUUUACCCACCAGCAAUUAAUAAGGAAAACAUCUCAGCAUGAGUUGUGCUAGUGUUUUGACCAGCAAGGACCUGCCGGACAUUGAGAGCCUGCUGGCCCUCAACCCUCGCGUGAAAUCCCAUGGCUCCCUGGUGCCAACCACCGUGACCAAGGUCAACAAGAAGCACUGGAAACGUAACACCGACCGAUCCUGCACGAGCUGCACCCCGUUGACCAAUGACUUCUCGGACAUCAAGCAUACGACCCUGUCGGAGCGGGCUGCGCUGCGGGAAGCCGCCCGCUGUCUCAAGUGUGCCGAUGCCCCGUGCCAGAAGUCUUGCCCAACCCAGCUGGACAUCAAGAGCUUCAUCACCAGCAUUGCCAACAAGAACUACUACGGGGCUGCGAAGGCCAUCUUCUCCGACAACCCACUUGGGCUGACGUGCGGUAUGGUAUGCCCUACCUCGGACCUGUGCGUCGGUGGCUGUAACUUACAAGCGGCCGAAGAGGGUGCCAUCAACAUCGGAGGACUGCAGCAAUUUGCCACCGAAGUAUUCAAGCGAAUGGGACUAACCCAGAUUGUACCCCCAAACGUGGUCCCGCUCAAGUUCCCGAACAAGAAGGUGGCUCUCCUCGGAGGAGGCCCAGCAUCCUUAUCCUGUGCCACCUUCCUGGGCCGUCUCGGUUAUAAGGACAUCACCAUCUACGAGCGCCGUACCUAUCUCGGAGGUCUUAGCUCUGCCGAAAUCCCGCAAUACCGUCUUCCAAUCGACGUCGUCGACUUCGAAAUACAGCUCGUCAAAGACCUGGGUGUCAAGUUCGAAACUGGGCGUUCUCUUUCAACCAAUGAUCUGACCGUCAAAGGUCUGCUUGACUCAGGAAACGACGCCGUAUUUCUCGGCAUUGGUCUUCCUCAACCCAAGAUUGACAAGAUAUUUGAAGGACUUACUCCGGAGCAGGGCUUCUAUACGUCCAAGAACUUCCUUCCGCAGGUCUCCGAUGGUAGCAAGCCCGGUCUGUGCGCGUGUAAAGCAACCGCCGCUCAAAGCUUGCCUGCCCUUUCUGGAAAUGUAAUCGUCCUUGGCGCCGGCGACACCGCCUUUGAUUGCGCAACAUCAGCCCUACGCUGCGGUGCCCGUCGUGUGUUCGUCUGCUUCCGCCGAGGCAACAACAACAUCCGCGCCGUUCCGGAAGAAGUUGAGCUGGCUCGCGAGGAACGCUGCGAGUUCAUUCCGUUCAUGGCCCCGAAGGAGGUAAUCAUGAAAGAUGGAAAAAUUGCUGCCCUUGAAUUCUUCCGUACGGAACAGGACGAUCAAGGCAACUGGAUUCAAGAUCCGGACCAAAUUACUCGUUUGAAAGCUAACUUUGUUAUAUCUGCAUUUGGGUCUGGAUUAAGCGACAAAGAAACUAUCGAUGCUUUAAGUCCUGUCCCGCUGAACCGCUGGAACCUCCCGGAGGUGAACCCCAAAACGCAACAAACCUCAAUACCGUCUGUUUUCUGUGGAGGUGAUCUGGCCGGAGCCGCUGAAACCACCGUAGAAUCCGUCAACGACGGCAAAACAGCUGCUUGGUAUAUCCACUGCUACCUCCAGGGCAUUUCCUUCGAUACUACCCCGCAGCUCCCACUGUUCUACACCGAGAUCGACAAUGUCGACCUUUCGGUAGAGGUCUGCGGUGUUAAAUUCGAGAAUCCCUUCGGGCUGGCGUCAGCCCCUCCGACAACUGCCACUGCCAUGAUUCGUCGCGCAUUCGAGCAAGGUUGGGGUUUCGCCGUCACCAAGACGUUCGCGCUCGACAAGGACAUGGUGACCAACGUGAGUCCACGAAUCGUACGAGGCGUUACCUCUGGACAUACCUUUGGACCGCAGCAAGGUGCCUUCCUGAACAUUGAACUGAUUUCGGAAAAGUGCGCUGAUUACUGGUUGACCGGUGUUCAAGAAUUAAAACGGGACUUCCCAUCUAAAGUAGUAAUCGCCAGCAUUAUGUGCACUUACAACAAAGAGGACUGGACCGAACUGGCCAAGAAAGCGGAAGCCGCUGGUGCUGAUAUGCUUGAGCUGAAUCUAUCGUGCCCUCAUGGCAUGGGUGAAUCUGGCAUGGGUUUGGCCUGUGGGCAGGACUCAGAGUUAGUCUACAAUAUCUCAUUGUGGGUUAGAGCAGCGGUUAAGAUUCCAUUUUUCGUCAAACUCACACCAAAUAUCACUGAUAUCGUGUCAAUUGCCCAGGCUGCUCAACGCGGCAAAGCGGACGGUGUAUCGGCCAUUAAUACUGUGCAAGGCCUAAUGUCCGUUAAGGCUGACACAUCGCCAUGGCCUGCGGUUGGUGUCGAUAAACGAACCACAUACGGAGGAGUCUCCGGAAAUGCAACCCGACCCCAAGCUCUAAGAGCUGUCUCGUUGAUCGGCAACAAACUGCCUGGAUUCCCAAUCUGCGGUAUCGGUGGAAUUGACUCAGCUGACGUUGCGUUACAAUUUAUUCAGUGCGGAGCUCCGAUCCUGCAGAUAUGUUCCUCGAUUCAGAAUCAGGACUUUACCGUUGUCGAAGACUACAUCCUUGGUUUGAAAGCUCUGCUAUAUCUUAAGGCGAAUCCUCCGCCAGAGAGCCUACCCUGGGACGGACAGUCUCCUCCACUGCAGAAGCUUCAAAAGGGCAAGCCUGUCGCUCCUCUCAAGGACGACGAUGGAAAGCCACUGCUACACUUUGGCGAAUACAAGAAAAAGCGUGAGGAGAAGUUAGCUCAGAUGCGCGUAGAGAACGGUCCGUUGUGGGAUCCGAAUGCCGACGAAGGAAAAGUUCUUAGAAAUGGAGACGUUUCGAAUCAAACCAAUACAGUGCCAACAAUUAAAGAUGUAUUGGGAGCUGCUCUGCCAAAGAUCGGCUCAUACAAGAACCUUGAUAAUAAGAAACAAGUGGUUGCAUUGAUCGAUGAUGACCUAUGCAUCAACUGCGGCAAAUGCUACAUGACUUGUGCUGAUUCCGGAUACCAAGCGAUUCAGUUUGACUCGGUUACGCAUCUUCCACAUGUGACAGAUGAUUGCACCGGUUGCAAUCUUUGCCUCUCGGUUUGUCCGAUAAUCGACUGCAUCAGUAUGGUCCCGAAGAAGAUUCCACACGUAAUCAAACGCGGUCAGUUAAAGAAUGUAGCGAUACACGCCCUUUCACCGUCACAGUAAUCCACAGGAAUUUAGCACGCUUCACCAAUCCAAAGGAUGGAUAAGGUUUUGCCCUCGAAAUGGGAUCCAAAAAUGCAAUGUUUGUAUUAUGCCGCCAAUAAAUAUUAUGCAACCCAUGAUAAAGAA